AACCAACAAGAUGGCGAUUUUUAGACGACUGAUAUUAACCGUAGUUCUCCUCCACAGAUCAUGGUGUGCGGAUAACUCAGGCAAGUAUUUAGCCUCAUAGCGCUGUUGAUCAUUGUGAUUUCACAUCUGUUGCUCAAACAAGACAAAAAAAAAAUUCACACAACUCAAUAGCCAAGCCGGGUUGCUCAUUAUUUCUAAAGUUCUGAUCUUUCAUGAGCGAUGUCUGAAUUAUUCGGUAAGCAACGCUUAGACUGAUUUUGUUAUUACGCAGUUCCCUCAGGUUAUUGUUGUUAACAACCUUUGCUUAAGAAAUAUUAGCUCUCUAACCUGGAAACAAUGGAGUCGGUACGGUAGUAUUUGCUGAGACUCCUUCAAAGAGAUGAUGAUAACAAAACGUAGUUCAAGGCACAACACGAUUACUACACGAGAUCAUAUAUUUUAUUCUUUCAGACGCUGGGUUUUGAGUUAUAGUUGAAUCGACUUGAUAUCGACUUACAUUAGAGGUGCCAGUUUAUGUCACGCAACGGCAUAAUGUAAUACAGUGCUCUAUAGCAACUAAACUGGAUUUACUCGUCGGGCCCAAAUGUAGAGGCUGUGGUUAUGUGCUUGGCAGCCGUACGGUCUUCAUUACGGUAUAAUUUAACCAGCAGACUCCAACAAAUCCAACUACUUAAUUGAACAACGUGUCCAAAGCUAUAAUUCUUACUGAGAAGAUUCCGUUAGGCAACACAAUAUUAAUCCUCUAGAAACAUACUUCAACCCAUAGUUCACCACUGACACAUACUCACUGUUGCCUCCGAAUCUCCUCGAAAUGCAUAAUUUUUGAGGUAGUUACGAAAACGAAGACCCAUUACGAAAACGAAGACCCCCUACGAAAACGAAAACCCAUCAUGAAAACGAAGACACAUUACUUGCAAACUGAUCCAUCAGUGGGCUGCCUUCCUACCAAAACGGGAAGCUUUUGGGCCAUUGUUUGGGCCACGCACGCCACGUGGAAGAAACCGCGUGCACCGUAAAUUUGAAGACGGCACUUUAAAGCUUCUCAUAGGUAUUUAACAUUAAAUACAAAGCCUAUUAUGCCAGCUUUGUCCUGUGUGUUUUGCUGCUGGUAAAAAAUGUCAUCGCAUUCUUUGAUUCGCUUAAUAUAUUUGCUUUACUUUAAAAAAAAGAGCUAAGGAAACGCAAUUAAAAUCAAACCAAUACAGUUAUCCUAUUUUAGUUGAUGGAAUAUAUGAAUUCCAUAUAUUCUCCUUGACAGUUAUCUUAUGUAAAGUUAUCUCUACCUCUAGCGCUUAAAGCGUCACGCAACGCAUCUUCCAUAUGCAUGUCAUGUCUAUUUUAAAAAUCGAAAGCUCCAUGGGGCUCUACUAUUAAAACAUUCAGUAACGAGUUACAGACGUGCCAAGUUCAGAAUUCAAGAUUUCAGUAAGGGACUUCGUUUUCGUAGAGUGUCUCCCACUACGGGAUGUAUGGUAGAUUUAGAAACAAUAGAACCUCACACCAGUUCAUAUUUAAACAAUUACUGACAUCGUUAAGCUUUUUCGGUUACAUAGACGACUGCCUGCCGAUUACAUUGAUUGUGUACGCUUGAUUACAUUGGUUGUGUACGCUAGGGGCCUUAUCAGUUGAUGGCCUGACCUAGUAAUAAAGUCCACUGUGGAACCAAAACGCUUUCAUAUACUUGACGUCCGUAAAAGCUCGUUUGAAGUAGAUCGCCGUGUACCAGGAUUGAAAUCGUGACGAGUUUCCAUUCCCGCUGCCGAGUUGUCUCUACCGAGCCAUUUUUCUCUACUGUUGUUGUGCCAUCCGCGAGAGUUCAGUUGUGCACGAAAAACUAUCGUCACAAAACAUACCCACUGACUUCAUUGUUACAUCAGAUUCAUUGAAGAUCGUUGGAUUUUAUGAACCAUUAAUUUUUGCAACCCUUAGGGCUUGAUGUUUAAUCGACAGCUUACUUGUCUAGUAUUACAGGAUUUCUUACAGUCUUUCGCAGUGAGUCACUUUCGUGCAUUGCUUUCGAUUACACAACCCUUUUCCGUCCUCCCUACCACAGGUGUUGUUAUAACGGUGGCCGGGGGCGGGAGAGCCCAUCACGGGGGUACGGCAGACUGUUUGGAUUAUCAGACUCCCACCAUGGACGGAAUAGGAACAGGGGCCAGGUUUAAUUACCCUUGGGGUAUCGUUUUCGACGCGGAAGACAAUGUACUUUAUGUGGGUGACUGUGUAAGUAGAUGUAUUGUGAGUCAUGUUUUUUAAAGGCAUUAAAGCCUUUUCCAAGCGUGUUAAAUGAUCAUAUCAAUACUUCUUGGCACGAAUAUAGGAGCAUGACGCUUAGUUAAGUUUAUGACUGAAAUUAACAUAAUACUACGAUUUUAUUCCAAACAGUAGUCUUUUCGCGCGGCACAAAAAUAUUAUGUCUAAACUCCUUCAACGAGAAUAUUUCUCUCGCUGCAAUCAAGGGUGUUGGAGGACAAAAGUACAACGACAAAUUAAACUAAAAUUAUGCGUAAAUUUGUAGCUUCCCUCUCAUGCAAAAAUUUUAAAUCUUCCUCUUAUUAACAGGGCUGCCCCGAAACGGUCCACAGCAAUGAUCGUUUAAGGAAAAUCAAUGUCACGACUGGUAAGCAUUGUCUUCCUCAACAUUCGGACCCGAACUUCAACUGGGACUAAAAAUCGAAUGUCAGACUUCAGGAUCUCUCUCUACUGCGGAGAUUAGUACAACAUUACCUGAGGAUUCUUGAAGAUUUCAAGCUUUUGUUAAGUUUCAUUUUUAUCGCAGAGUUUUAAUCUUUUCAGGCCGAGUAACGACAUUAGCCGGCAGUGCUCAAGGAUACAAGGAUGGGAUCGGUGAAAAUGCUAAGUUCCGUCACGUGUCAGGUAAUGUAAACAAAGCAGCUAGAUGAGGUAGUUAAAGUGGAGAUGAAGGAUUGGUUAUUAUACCCAAAUAUGAGAUUGUUAAAAAAAUAAUCUUUAUGUUAACAGCUGGAGAGUUUGCUUAAAUUAUGCUCACGUAGGUUAAGAUUAAAUGGUCACGUGCUCACACAGAAGUUUGACGUUAACUUAAGGUCAGUGUAGUAUCCCUAAAUUUGAGCCAACACCUUUUUUUGAGUCUAAGCAUCCACAGAACACCCGUAAACAGUUUUAAGCAUAACUUGUUAAGUAUCAGAAAACAGUAAACCGAGUUUAUAUUCACAUCAGAGAAGGAGCCAGACGUGGUUGUGUUCGACCUCGACCUCGACCUCUUUUCGUUCACGAAAAGUUCAGAACCACAAUGAUCUCAAAAGGGAAAUUUGUUGUUUUCGGAUAGAGAGUUGUUUCGUGCGCGAUGUUCAUACAGAGAAACCAUUGAGUAAUUAUUGAGUUCGAAAUUGCUUUCUCCUCUUGCAGGUAUAGUUAUGGAUAAAGUCGAGAGAGUUUUAUAUGUUGCCGAUAGCGUGAGUUUAGCGUCCAAUCUCUUUCCACACCCUCAAACAAUGUUACAUAAGACUGAAAAACACCUCCUCACGAUGUGCCAUGAAAACUUAAACUUUGGGCCUGGUGAAUAAGAAAUCGCUUUGGAUAAUUGUGUAAUGACGCCGUACAACCUUGAAAUAAAAAAAAUAGAUGAACCCAUACAGACCUCCCGCCUAGAAAAUAACAUUUAUUAAAUGGCUGUUAGCGCACGUGAGCAGAUAAAAUUUGAUCCCGCGCAAGGAAAAUAAUUAAAUGGAAUGGACUUACAAAGACCGUAAGUUUUGGACAAUGUCGGCAAUGGAAUCACAAAAAGCGGUGGGCGGUCAACGAAAAAACGUAAACUAGAUUUAAAAAUAAACACGUAUCCUAGUUGGCUUUCUUUCCCAGCGCUCAAAAAUAGACAAGUCAUUCUUGAAUGUUGUUGAAAAUGUUUCGUGUCUGGAACUCUCGUAUUUUGACCCAUUUCGUUGUCUAAAGUACUCGUUUCUUUCGUUAUUGUACAGGGAAACGACCGAAUAAGAAAAGUUGAUAUUAACACAGGUGAGUUUUCUGAGGCUACUUUCUUGCCACUUAUUAAACCUUCCUUUGUGGUCCAGUUGGGAUGGACAAAAUCUCAGGGCUAGUUAUUCAAACAAAGUUUAGCCGUUGCUUGACAAAACCAUGCUCUGAGCCAUCUUCAAUUUAGCCGAAAUAUUUAUCUGAAUAUUUAUUUUAAUGAUCAGUGUCAACCCUCUUAUAGAGAAUCCCCGGGACGUAAAACCGUCGUUUGGGUUAGAUGUAAAUAAACGGUCCUUACUUUCUACGCUUUUAAAAGUCAACGGAAAACAAAGAGACAAGGGGUUUUUGUAGCAACUAUAACACAUAGGCAUGCUACGUAUGCAAGAGUUUGGUUUUUUUUGGAUGGACCAGUUUAAGGGCCUGUUUACAUGGAGGUGGGGGACCCCAGGUAGGUGAGGUAACCAGCCUAGCCGUGGUCGAAAAUUAAACGCGUUUACAUGCAAUCUUACAACCACGGGGUGCUGGGGUAAGGUUUCUUGAGGUUGUUGUUGCACUUGGUCGCAUGGUCGAUUUACAACGCUAAAUAUUCCGAAAUGUGAACAUUUCGGAAUAUUUGGCGUUGUAAAUCGAUCAUAUUUUGUUUAUAUUUCCCCAACUAUUUCUUAUAACGUAUUAAGUGUACAAUUCCUCGCGUAACCUAACACCGCGUAACACAACGCGUGACGCUUUCAUGAAUAAAUACAUACAUGUCCAAGAAUAAACCUUUCGUCUUUCUCGAGAUGCGAGCUUGGGACGUCUGUGCUCAAACUCUCUAAUUGCAAGCGCAACAACAAUCUCAAGAAACCUCACCCCAGCACCCCGUGGUUGUAAGAUUGCAUGUAAACGCGUUUAAUUUUCGACCACUGCUAGGCGGGUAUCUGAAUCAAACAUGUAAUUUAUUUACACGCUCUCUUCCCCGUUGCGUGACGAGACCUAACAUUGGCCUCCUCGCAGGCUAAGACAAUGCUUGAUGUCGUUGCCUCGUCAGAGACAAAAUUUGAAUUAUUUAGUUGCAGCUAAUUGCCUCAAAAAUAUUCUCUCUAUAAUUCUGCACUGGAAAGCAAACCGAAACUCAAUUUAUCUCCAGUAGCCAUUAACCAAAUUAUUUACGGUCUCUGUUCUUCGAACCAGUGAAAAUAUAUUAAACGAAGAGAAAAGUAUCAAAUUUCAAAGCGUAACAAUGUGGCCUCCUUAUUGGUUGUCGCCUUCUGGACUUUGCCCUUUGCAUGCGUAAUACGCUAUGAAAUGAAGGUUGUUCACAAGGAAUUGACGCGUGAUAGGGUGAAGUCUAAGGUAGCUAAAAGCGAAUUUGAUCGGUAGAACACGUCUGAGCACGUGAGAAUUGAUAAUGGUAAUUGGAAUCCAAUCCGGUCCGUAAUCAUACGAGUGGUUAACAAAAUCUUUUGUACGUUUUCCUAAAAAAAACAACGGUUGACUCGGCGAAAUGAGAAACAACAGUGCGCGCACGUGACGCGUUCUGUCUACUUACACAGGCAAACACUGAUUGGUGCAAGUACACCCCACUGCUGUGAUCUUAUUGGUGCGAGAUACAUGCCCGAAUGUGGCGAUUUGAUUUGUGCGAGCAACAUUCCCCCUUGAUUCGCCAAUAAAGUGUUAAUUUUUAAAUAACUCAAAACGGAGGUGAAGAGAAUUAAAUUGAGCCAUGUGCUGACAACGUGAUAACAUCUUUCGGUCAGCUUUAAAACUUCUGUAGUCCUCCUGCAAAAGUUCUUUUGCUUGUUCUUUUCACCAUUGCGCGUUCUAAGAUUAAAGAACUUAGAUUAAGUCUUGAGUUCUUUAUUUCAGCUAACGUAAUUACAUUUGCUGGUAGUGGGGAGUCUGGAUUCCUUGAUGACGUAGGACUCAAAGCUAUGAUGUCCAAUCCUCAACAACUGGAAUUAGACAGCAUGAAAAGGAGGCUGUUCCUUAGUGAUACGGUCAGUUACUACACAUGUUAGACUCCACUAGACGUCAAACAAGGUUUAUUAUUUCUGAGUUUCCCUCCUCUCCUCUGAAGGUUUUCGUUCAGUUUAUCACACUAUCGAAUUAUUUGAAUCGUGACAUUAUUAACUGCUGAUAAUCCACUGUCAUCCAAAUAAUUUUGAGACAUUUCAGUGUUUUAUUUUUCAUGUAACUUCCUUUUUUCCCCACGAAUAGAGGUAGGGUAUGAUUUAGAACAAUAUACAAGUUGUAUUUUAUUGAUAGAUUUUAAUGCUCGACUUCAUCGCGAGAGAACUAACUCUAAGAAGCCUGGCGUUGCUGAUUCCAUUUUAUAGGAGGUUUCUUGGUUGCUUUAUAAAUAACCAGCGGAUAAUGAACCAGUGGAUAAAUAUUAUCUCAUGGGAAAUAAAAGACAUACAGAGCGAUUUCAUCAUAUUUUAAAUACUUCAGCGUCAUAUGCAGAUAUCUUACAGCCUUGUUUCAUGUUUUGCUGAAUUCUCUUUUUAUGUAUAGUAAUGUUUUUUUACCGGCCAGGAUAAUCACGCAAUACGGAUUAUCUCAUUACCAAACGGUAAGUUAAUAGAGAUAUAGGGACCUCCAGAGGAACGUGUUUUAAUUUAAAAGAACAUUAACCUUUAAAAAAACCUUUCUCGCUUUUCAUUUUAUAUAUUUAUUGUGUGUCGGUUGGUUUCUUUUUUGGGAGGGGGCUUGCCUUUGACGCGUCGAUUAGGUGAUUAGAGUGGAGUCGUUGGUAAAAAAAAGGGGGCGCUGUUAAUUAUUUAAUACUCGUACAGUCUGCCUGCCUGUGUGUUCAUGAUAUUAUGGCUGCUUGAAACCUAAUUUAAGCUCACUCAAGCCUCUUUCAUUUAAACAGGAGAAGUUACAACAAUAGCAGGUGGUAGUCAAGGAUUAAUGGACGGCAUCGGAAAAGAUGCAAAAUUUUAUCACCCAACCGGCAUCUCACUUGAUGUGCUUACUGGAACACUAUACGUGGCUGAUCACGUAAGAAAUAAAUAUGUAGCUGAUCUCAUCAGUUUGUAGGACGCUCGCCAAUUAUGAACCCUGUAUACAGCCUCCCAUUGCUGGGUUUAUCUCAUGCGUCAGGGAGUUCUCUGUGUUACAAUGGUAGAACUUCCACCCAUAAAAUCUGAAAGUAAAGAUUUGACCCAUAAAAUUUGAAGGUAGAGAUUCCACCCAUAAAAUCUGAAGGUAAAGAUUUAACCCAUAAAAUCUGAAGGCAGAGAUUCCACCCAUAAAAUCUGAAGGUAAAGAUUUAACCCAUAAAAUCCAAAGGUAGAGAUUCCACCCAUAAAAUCUGACGGUGGAGCGUCCACCCAUAAAAUCUGAAGGUAGAGAUUCCACCCAUAAAAUCUGAAGGUAGAGACUCCACCCAUAAAAUCUGACGGUGGAGCGUCCACCCAUAAAAUCUGAUGGUAGAGUUUCCACCCAUAAAAUCCAAAGGUAGAGCGUCCACCCGUAAAAUCUGAAAGUAGAGCUUCCACCCAUAAAAUCUGAGGAUAGAGAUUCCACCCAUAAAAUCUGAAGGUAAAGAUUCCACCUAUAAAAUCUGAAGGUAAAGAUUCCACCCGUAAAAUCCGGAGGUUCAAAUAAUCGUGAAAAAAUAAAAAGAAUUAUGCCUUUGUCUAAAAUUUUUGAAAAGGGUUUGAUUGAAUAGCUUUGUGUGUAUAGUAACCGAGUGACUGGCUUGUAAACGAUACGAACUAAGUAAGCAGCGAGGAAGCGGGAAGUGGUCGUCUUCGUUGCCUCCCAACUUACUCAGCUCGCUGAUUGAUGUUUUUUUAAAAGUACUUUUUACUUUCCUUGUCUUGUUGUUUACAGUAUAACCAUAUGAUACGAACAGUGGAUAUAAAUAGUGGUAAGAUGAUAUAUUCUGAUUUAUUGUACUCGUCAAAUAUACCCUCUAUAUGGAGAAAGACAAUUUUCUAGUGGACUAAAAAUAGAUGUGUUUCUUCACUCAUAUUGUUACUAGAUAUGUCCUUGUGUAAGAUAAAAUAUCUUUGAAAAUAUGUUUACCGGGUAGUACAGGCCCGUAUGUCGUUGUUUGGGCUUUUUUUUUUCUUUAUUAAUCAUUCAUCUGCAUCCUCAGUAUACUUUAGCUCACGUUGGUGUCCGUUUUCUGCAGUUCUCUUACGUCUGUUUGUGUUUGUUUAUAAUUGUCAAUCUUCGUGUUCGAUGGUGCUCUGCUUUGCGUUGCGAGUAACUGGUAUUGUCAUCUAAAGUGCAUCAUUCAAAAUUUUCAUCAACGCUUCUCGUUAUACUCAGAUAACUCUGUAUUGUUUUGUUCCGCUUAUAAACUGUGGAUCAAUAUUCCCAUGUUAGGUGAAGUCACUUCACUGGCGGGUGGGGGAAGAGAAGGAUUUAAGGAUGGUUUUGGAAAAGAAGCGAGGUUCAAUUAUCCUGAGGGGUUGUACUUUGACACCGAUUCUAAUUUACUCUAUGUUGCAGAGUUUGUAAGUAUCAAUAAAGAAACCCUUAUGUAAAUAAUCAAUAAAAGGAUAAUUAAUUUGUGCUAAGUCUGCCUACUAGAUUAACUCACACAGCGUCUGCAGUUUAUCCCAGUUUCUGAAGUAUGUUAUGAUAAGGAGAAAUGAUACUCCCCCCCACCCUCCUGGGUGGGAUGCUUCUCCACUGCAGGCUAAUACCCCUCCACCCUCAGUGUAUUACGUGGUUCAUAACAUUCAUUUGCAUUCGUAUUCAGUGGAGAGAGGUAAUGUAAGAGUUAACAAGAAGACAACACAAUAAUGUUUUCCAGCGUUAGCUAGCUUUUUGCUAAACUUACAGCUGUGGAUAAAUAAGCGUAUCGAGGAAAAGAAGAAAGGAUGGAAAGAAUUGGUUUCUAAGAGGCGUCUGGAUUUGACUUGAUACUUGAACGAACGAAGUUAGCAUUAAUUCUAAAGUUUUUUGCCUUUUAACUGACAAGCCUUCCCAUAAAUUCAUUUUAGGACAGCCAUGCCAUAAGGAUUGUUACCCCUGCAGGUAAGCGAUGUUAGUUCUUCUAAAUUACAUACCUCUGUGUGCAACACAUGUGUGGUCAAAAGAUACGAAUAACUGAAUGCAAUAUUUUUUGGUAGCUUUCAUUUAUUAGUUUUGUAAAGAAAUACUUGUUUGUGCUCUGCAGAUUCUGGAGCAAACAAGACCAUUUUCUGUUAUCUCAAUAUUUUAUGUAGCCGCUGGAAUUAACUGUUGUAAAGGUUGUAUCUUCAUCAGUUGCUAUUUACAUUUGGCGAUCCUAAGUACAAAAUUUUUUUCGUUCUUUAUAUGUUUACGAAUAUUUUCGAAGUAUGUUAUGACAGCGUAAUACACUGUUUCAGUGCGCAAAUCGAUUUAAGUUUUCAGAUCAUCUUUAGUAAAGUUUGUCUUUUCAACAACAGGUGAAGUAAGGACGCUGGCCGGCGGGACUGAAGGCUUCAGAGACGGAGUCGGCAAGGAAGCGAGAUUUUUUCAUCCCACUGGGUUAACAUUUGACAAUAAAAGAAAAGUUAUAUACGUUACAGACCAGGUGAGCUAUUCAUAUACUGCGUGUCUCAAGAAAAUUGCGAGUUGGAAGGCGAUUGCUGGGCUCAUCACGUUGGUUAAAAUAGUCAACAAGAUAGAAUUUUGUGCUCAGAGGGCAUAGGGUGAGGGUUAAAUUUGGAAAGGACUUCCUACUACUUCAGUUGCGAACCAAAACGUUGACAUUCGAAAAAUCAAAUUCACUGUUUGAUAUUCCGAGAACUUAACGAAUGGGCUUGUUGAUCAACCUCAUUCUUAGAGCGUUCUCUUGAAAAUGUUGCCUGUAGAUUUAAUUUUUUAGUAGCAUGACUGAACUUUACAGAAUUUUUCGUGGAAUUUGUCAGUUUUCGUUCUUUUUCAGUAUAAUCACAUGGUGAGGAGUAUCACUGCAGUUGGUACAACAGUCGUAGAUCCCAAGAAAUCAGGUAAAAAAUUUAGGGGAAUGAUUGAAUUUCAGUGAACCACUCCCUGACAUAUUUUUAGUUUCAAUGGAGACUUUCUCUGCUGGAGCGUAGAAUAAUGAUAGUAGAGUAAAGUGCCUAAACAUAAAGAUAAUGAACUUGUUUGCUUUCGACCAGUAUCAAAACAUAGAAUUAUGACAGCAAGACCCAUUCGUAUAGUCAUCAGCUAAAAGGAAACACAAAGACUGGUAAACCUUUACUUUUGAGAUAUGUACGAUAAGAAAAAAAGUGACAAUGACUUACCAAAUAUUUCGCUUGCAAAUCAAUGCCGACCCUUGUUUGAGAUUUUUUAAGGAAACGUGUUCGUGAAUAUUUAAGAGUAAGGAAGGCGAAACUGUUGGGCUUAUUAUUCUCAUACAUGUCACUUAAUCUUUGUUUCAGGUUUGAUCCAGACUCUUCGGAAGACAAGAGACACGCCAUAUUUAUUUGCAUGUUUCUUUUUGACUGUAAUCGUUCUCUUUAUCCUCGCGCUCUGGUUUCGACGGAGUUUGCGAUAUUUGUUUAGGAAAAGACAUUUUUAGUAAGUUAAAAAUUUUGGAAAUUCUCACCCUUCAGUGAAACCUGCAUUAAUUAAGUUAGUUUAAAUUAAGAGUUAUAGUAAGAUUACACCCUGUGAAAAGCAGAGACCAGCUGUGUUCCGAUUUAUUUCUUCCUAUGUUCUGUAAAACAAUUUUGUAUUCAACGGUUACCUCUAUUAGAUGGACGCGGGCACUGAAACCCCAAAAUUAUCAAAACAAGGGGACGUACCAAGAAGUUUUACUAUAAAUCUCAUAAUUAUUAAGGAAACUGUUGAGUUUUAACACUGCGUUCAGUUCACGUUAUUGAGUGUUACACGACCCAUAGUAAUGUAUCGAUAAGCCAUUUUUUAGCACAUACUACACGAGCACAUUGCACUUUGAAAAUUUGUUUUCGACCCGGCAUAUUUCUAAUUUGUAACAUAAUUUCAUGCUAGCAAACCGUCAUAGGCCUCCCUUCGCCUUUUUGCACGAUCAGUGUCGAAGAGAAGUGGGAAGAUUUGUUCGUUAUCGUUUAAACUUAUUACACUGGUACUAUGACUUAGCUGAAUCUAUAGCUUAAGGGGGCUCGUGGAAGGUUUCUCUAUACUUUCUGAGAGCGGAGCCAAAUGAUUGAGACGUUACAGCCUUUGUGUUUAAGGAAGAAGACCCAUUUUUUGAAUUUUUAUAGCACAAAUCAGAUAAAGAGCGAGAAAAUAAAACGCAAG
Molecule: messenger RNA, 11127 nt
Organism: Pocillopora meandrina
Lineage: Eukaryota; Metazoa; Cnidaria; Anthozoa; Scleractinia; Pocilloporidae
Source: the annotation of a GenBank genome assembly